Molecule: messenger RNA, 456 nt
Organism: Lactuca saligna
Lineage: Eukaryota; Viridiplantae; Streptophyta; Magnoliopsida; Asterales; Asteraceae
Source: the annotation of a GenBank genome assembly
AUGAGGCAAGUUGUUUUGAAAUAUGUGACUGAUGCGUUGACUAAUGUUGACUACUUUGCAAGAGAAGUUACAAUUUCUGGGACAGGAAAUGAGUCAGUUUAUGUUAUGGCAAACUACAGAGCUCAUUAUGAAGGAACCGAGCUUGAGAUAUGGGAGAGACAGGAGGCAAAUUACAUGCUUUUGUUGCAACUGCAGGGACAGAACCUAUUUGAUAUUGUCACUGAAGGAAUAUGGAUCAAUAAAUUGACUGAGAAUUUCAAUAUGGCUCGACUUGAUGGAGCUUUCAGGGGUAAUGAUAUUAAGGUUGUGGAAAUGCCAAGAUUCCUUUUGAAGAAUGAUGGGUUGUUUGGUGGAAGUUCUUCAAUAAUGAACUGUAUUGGAUCUGUUAGAGUGGCUAAAUUUUUGGGUCUAGGUCAUACGAUUGUAACGAUUUUGUGUGAUAGUGGGAUGGUGUAA